Penicillium lagena is the source of this 870-nucleotide messenger RNA. RefSeq lists its product as uncharacterized. Gene Ontology annotation, molecular function: protein binding. Bases 1 to 870 code for a protein of 289 amino acids. The transcript has 4 exons. The record is from RefSeq and is a predicted model, not a curated record. Lineage: Eukaryota; Fungi; Ascomycota; Eurotiomycetes; Eurotiales; Aspergillaceae. Gene Ontology annotation, biological process: protein folding in endoplasmic reticulum. Gene Ontology annotation, cellular component: EMC complex.
AUGGCUGUGGACUCCCGAUCGGAGAUCAAUGGCUCCGACCUGAUCACAGCAUUGAAACUCUCCCAACAAGCACCGUCCCUUCUCCACUCCGCCACCCCCGAAUCCGUCGAGGAGUAUGCCCGACUCGAGCAACUAUUCCUAGCCUGUCUACGCACCGGGGACGACAAAUCCGCCCAGGCCUGUCUCACCCGCCUCAGCCAACGGUUUGGCCCAUCCAACGAGCGCGUCAUCGGACUUCGAGGCUUAUACGAAGAGGCUGUGGCCGGGGACCACGCCGCGCUGGAGAAAUGCCUGACGGGAUACGAGCAGAUCCUCGCCGACGACCCCGUCAAUGUGCCCAUCCUGAAGCGUCGAGUGGCCCUGUUACGGUCCUUAAAGCGACCCGCGGAUGCGAUCACCGCCUUAAUUCAGUUGCUCGACGCGAUCCCCACCGAUGCCGAAGCCUGGUGUGAGCUUUCCGAUCUCUACCAGUCCCAGGGGCUGAGUCCGCAGGCGAUCUUCAGCCUUGAAGAAGCGCUGCUGAUCGCCCCGAAUGCGUGGAACAUCCACGCCAGGAUGGGUGAACUGCUCUACGUGAGCGCCUUAGCGGAGGGGAAAGCCGUCCGGCUUCUGAGCAAGUCGGUGCAGCAUUUCUGCCGGAGCAUCGAGCUCUGCGACGACUAUCUACGGGGCUUGUAUGGCCUUGUUCUGGCUGCGUCACAGAUGCUGGAGAGUGUGCCCGAGGAUGCCAACGCUGGGCGAUUGAAGGCAUUUGGGCUGAAGCGACUCGGAGCGAUCGUGCAGGCGCGGACGCUGGAUGAGCAGAACUGGGCCAGCAGCCGAAGUGAACUGAUCGCGGCCAAAGAGUUGCUGAACUGUAAUAAUAGUUAG